Saxophila tyrrhenica is the source of this 972-nucleotide messenger RNA. Its product is annotated as i-AAA protease yme1. Bases 1 to 972 code for a protein of 323 amino acids. Gene Ontology annotation, biological process: pantothenate biosynthetic process. Gene Ontology annotation, molecular function: 2-dehydropantoate 2-reductase activity. Gene Ontology annotation, cellular component: cytoplasm. The record is from RefSeq and is a predicted model, not a curated record. NCBI's taxonomy places the organism in Eukaryota, Fungi, Ascomycota, Dothideomycetes, Mycosphaerellales, Extremaceae. The transcript is spliced from 5 exons.
AUGAGUGAGGACAAGAAGACUAAAGUCCUGCUGUUCGGGCUGGGAGCAAUAGGAGGCUUCUACGCAUUCAUCUGCGGACGAAACGAUGAUGUAGUCUUAAGUGUUGCUGCGAGAUCUAAUUAUGAGGCUGUCAAGGCCAAUGGUUUGAAAAUCGAAAGCGAAGGGCAUGGCAGCCACAAGGUCAGGAUCGAUCAUGUCCUCCACACUCCCUCGGAAGCAGGCCAUAGGUUUGACUACAUCGUCUGCGCCCACAAAGCAGUCAAUCCUUCCGCCACACCUCCGCUAUUCAAGGACGUUGCAGACGAGAAAACAACCUUCGUCCUGAUCCAAAAUGGCGUUGGCAACGAGGAGCCCUUUCGCGAAGUCUUCCCAAAGUCUACCAUUAUUACUUGCGUAACCUGGACCGGGGCCGUUCAGAAGACCUCCGGAGUGAUCAGCCAUGGUGAGAACGAGGGAUUGGAAAUUGGUCUCUACCAGAACCCGGAUGUCGACCAGACUACAGAGAAGGCCAGGCUAGAUAGAUUCGCUGAAAUGAUGAAGAAGGGUCGGACGACGUAUAGUAUCGAGGAAAAUAUUCAGGUGAAGCGGUGGGAGAAGUGUGUCUGGAACGCCGCUUGGAACCCCAUAACGACCCUCACGCAAGUGGACACACAGACCUGGCUCCACUCGUCGCCCGAAGCUAUGGCAACGACGAGACAACUCUGGCACGAGAUGAUCGAUGUAGCGAAGAGAUGCGACGUUCCCUUGGAGCACGAGCUGGUCGAUCGAUUGAUGGAGAAGAUCCUAUCGAUGAAGGGUGUCUUUAGUAGUAUGUACGUCGACUCGCAAGCAGGUAGGCCGAUGGAAGUGGAUGUCAUUCUUGGUACUGCUGUGAGGAAGGCGAAGGAAUUGAAGAUGGAGGUGCCGGUGUUGAAUGCGAUCUACGCGAUGACUGCUGCUGUUGAUCAGAGGAUUACAACCAACUUGAAGUAG